AUGGCUGAGGAAAAUCAGAGUGAUAUCCACUCAACAUCUUCAAAAGACCAAACUAGUACUGGUACCGCAGAGAAGAGAAACGCCUUCGCAGAACUUAUGUCGCCCCGAAAUAAGCAGCAAAAGUCUUCGGAUGAAGCCAUGUCAAAAUCCAAAUUACCACAAUCGAAAAAAUCCAAUUCUUUUGGCGCUCGCGACGGGCUGGGUGCAUACAUCGCAAAGCCAGAGACCUAUCCUUCCAGUGUGGUAGUUUACCAUAACACAGACUUCGUCGCAAUUCAUGAUAUGUUUCCCAAAUCCUCAUUACACAUUCUACUCCUCCCCCGAGACAGUUCGAAAACACGCCUCCACCCAUUCGACGCCUUUGAAGACGCGGAGUUUCUUACAAAAGUCAAGGCCGAAGUCCGCAAACUACGCACUCAUGCUGCCGCUGAAUUGCGACGGAAAUACGGCAAGUAUUCUGAGCAGGACCGGGUGAGACAAGAAGCAUUAAUUGCCGACCCCCCCACCAGACGAAUUGCCGGCAGGAAGAGACUGGGAGAAGGAGAUAUGGAUAGGUAUAGCGAGCGUCUUAAGCAUCGAAAACACUACAACAGCUUUUCGACUCCAUUCUUUGUGCCCAUUGAUGACUUUCCGCUGGCAGAAGAUGAUGUGCGGCGGCAUCCUACACAAGAAGGGUAUUUGAAGCGGGACUUUGUGUGCUGGCGCUGUGGAGAGGAAUUUGGAAACCAGUUUGUGCAACUGAAGGAGCACUUAAAACAGGAAUUUGAAGAAUGGAAAAAGUUAUGA
Molecule: messenger RNA, 786 nt
Organism: Penicillium malachiteum
Lineage: Eukaryota; Fungi; Ascomycota; Eurotiomycetes; Eurotiales; Aspergillaceae
Product: DNA 5'-adenosine monophosphate hydrolase
Exons: 3
Coding region: 1-786 (261 amino acids)
Biological process (GO): single strand break repair; double-strand break repair
Cellular component (GO): nucleus
Molecular function (GO): single-stranded DNA binding; mismatched DNA binding; single-strand break-containing DNA binding
Source: RefSeq, a predicted model, not a curated record